Molecule: messenger RNA, 2048 nt
Organism: Carlito syrichta (Philippine tarsier)
Lineage: Eukaryota; Metazoa; Chordata; Mammalia; Primates; Tarsiidae
Gene: TMEM74
Product: transmembrane protein 74
Exons: 2
Coding region: 483-1400 (305 amino acids)
Source: RefSeq, a predicted model, not a curated record
CGCCUGGUGAUUGGGGGACUUUCUCCCGGAGCCGCGCCGGGGCGAGCGCGCGGUGCUCGAGCUGCACGGGGUGGCCCAGGCGGAAGGAAACCUGCCUUCUCGUCUGAGGGAUCCUCUCGUAGAAAUGUGUGAGUCCUUGGAUAAAUUUGGCUUGGUGAUGGCAUUAUACUUUCUCCAGAGACUCUGCCACUUCCUCCAUGUGCCUUUUCUACUCUGACAUAAGUUUUUUAGUGCUAAUCCCUGUGAAAAGUCAGAGCGUUUGCCCUUUCUACAUUUUCUGCCACUAGGUAUCCCCUCCCUUCUUUUGCCCCUUUUAGGUAGAACUCAGGCUGAGGUGACGACAGCUGUGGCUGCACAGGAACUGGUGAUUUCAGGAACCAUACUGCCGGCAGUGCAGCCUUAACUUCCGUUGAGUUCUUAUCUAACUGUGUUGCUAUUGGCAGACUUUCCAGAAGCUGCUGGGGGAUGUCUGACUAGCUCCCAUGGAGCUGCAGUACCUUGCUAAGAAGAGUGGCCAGGCAGACCCAUGUGAUGCCAUGGACUGGAGUUCAAGAGGGUUUCCUGGUGACCAGGCAGAUGCAGCAGCUGCCAGAGCUGCUCUCUGUUGCCAGAGACACUGUACAUCCACACCAAGAACAGCCGAGAUGGAAGGGUCUAAACUUAGUCCUUUCCCAGUUUCCCCCUCCACUUCUCUGCAAGACAGUGCUAUUCAGCCAGACUCCUUCCCACCAGGACCUCUUCACUCAGGGAACAACCAAAUAACAGCUGAACGGAAAGUCUGCAACUGCUGCAGCCAGGAAUUAGAAACUUCUUUUACUUAUGUGGAUGAGAACGUCAACUUAGAGCAGCGGAGCUGGAGCUCACCUUCAGCAAAAGGGCAUACUCACUCUGGGGGCCUGGGCUGGGAAAAUCCAAAUGAGUGGUCCCAGGAGGCUGCCAUAUCCUUGAUAUCUGAAGAGGAAGAUGACACAAGUUCGGAAGCCACAUCUUCAGGGAAGUCCAUAGACUAUGGUUUUAUCAGCGCCAUCUUGUUCUUGGUUACUGGCAUCCUACUGGUGAUCAUCUCUUACAUUGUCCCACGGGAGGUGACUGUGGAUCCUAACACAGUAGCAGCGCGGGAGAUGGAGCGCUUGGAGAAAGAGAGUGCCAGGCUGGGGGCUCACCUGGACCGCUGCGUGAUCGCUGGGCUCUGCCUCCUCACGCUGGGAGGAGUUGUCCUGUCCUGCCUGCUGAUGAUGUCCAUGUGGAAGGGGGAGCUCUAUCGUCGAAACAGAUUUGCCUCUUCCAAAGAGUCCGCAAAACUCUAUGGUUCUUUCAAUUUCAGGAUGAAAACCAACACUAAUGACAACACCCUGGAACUGUCCUUGGUGGAGGAAGAUGCUCUCACUGUACAGAGUUAAUUCUGGCUAUGAACGUCUUGAGAGUCUGCCUUGGCAUUUUGUAUGGAAAAAAUAUGUUAAUUUAUUUUAAAAAUUCACAGUGAAAUUUAUUUGCCUGGCAAGAAAAGUUUGUUUCACAGACCUUCAGCCAGUGAGUGUUUUUGUUCUCCCCGUAUCUUCUAUUUACAAGCCAUGUAUGAUGCAUAAGAAACCACAGCCAGCCAUAUCCAUCCUUCUAAAGAGCGGAAGACCAAUCUGUGAUGGCAAUGAGCUUCUACUUCUAGAGGAGAAUCUUUCUAAUUACCCAGUACAUACACAAUUUAUUUUACAUAAAUAUUGGUUAUGAUUCUUUGGACACUAGGAAGUCCUACACACAGUAGGAAAAAUUGCUAAUCUAUUUUGUGAAAAAUAACUAAGUACGAAUCACAUAAGGCUUUCAUGUAAUUCUCAAGGUGCUUACUCAUUUUCUUGCUGAAUUAUUCUUUUUGUAAUUUGGCUAAACACUAAAGUAUAGAGUCUUGAAUUUGGAAAUUUUGAAGCUUGAGGAUGUUGGUUAUUUAAAGAAAAAAAACUGUAAAAAAAUGUUACAUUUAAAAUUAUUCCUGUAUUUAAAAAUGCUAAUUAAGUCACUAGGAUAAGCUGUCUAAUAAAAGAAAAUUAUAUAAAUCA